Clonostachys rhizophaga is the source of this 633-nucleotide messenger RNA. NCBI's taxonomy places the organism in Eukaryota, Fungi, Ascomycota, Sordariomycetes, Hypocreales, Bionectriaceae. The record is from the annotation of a GenBank genome assembly.
AUGGCUCCAUUAGAAAGAGCUACAACCAGAUCCCCAGCCUCUGUCGCCCGAAUAAGGGCGCAGAACCGACGCCGCGAAUACCUGCAGCAGCAUCCCUCAUACUAUGACAACAUAGAACAUGAGCUCGCAGAUCCCGUCAUCUAUGAGCGCCUGGUAAAGAGGUUCCAAUCUGCCGAGGAACGCAGCAAGGAUGUCAAGGCAAAGGGCUAUGGCCGCACCCUCGAGGCGUCUCUCGUCCGAGGUGAGACAACGCUGGCGAACCUGCGCGCCGAGGAGCAGGGCAACGGCGCCUCCGCCUCUGACAGCGCACAAGACCGUACGGUUAAGAAUGGCCCGGCUUCGAUGCCGAGCGGACUAGAUGCCUGGGAUGAUGAUGCGUGCGACAAGCAGGAAGGCAUCGAGCUGUGGCGAGCGUUUCUCGAAGACCGCUUCGUGCAUGGACGAGAUGAUGAAUUCGACUACAGCCUUGUCGACGACGAUGAGGGGUACGACGCCAUGGAGAUCCAAGAUGCCGAGGACCGUUGGUUCGACAAGGAAGAACCCAGCUGGGUGGAUGACGAUGACGACGUCGACGAGGCCAAGGCCCCUCACAGCGGUGCAAGCGCUCGUGAGACAGGCAUUCAGGACUUUUGA